GUCAAUGCCCACAUGUUAGUCCAGACCCGGCGGCCCCUCUUGCAUCCGUCCCACUGCAUAAAGCUCUCACCACACCAGCCGUUGCGCGAAACAGAAGUACGCACCACCGAUGCCCGCACCACUGUCAGGCAAAGUCGUCGCCGAGCACCACACGCGCGAGAGCUGCUGGAUCAUCGUCCAUGGUCAAGUGUAUGACGUGACGGAGUUUCUCGAUGACCACGCGUAGGAGGGAGCAAGAUCAUACUGAAAUACGCGGGCAAGGACGCGACUAAAGAAUACGAGCCGAUCCACCCGCCCGAUGCCAUCACCACGAACCUGCCUCCCGAGAAACAUCUCGGGCCGGUGGAUGGGAGCACCGUGGAAAUCGUGGAAGUGGAAGUCACGCAGGAGGAGAAGGACCGGCUGCAGAGGAUCGAGCUGCGUCCACCGCUUAGCGAGAUACUGAAUCUGCACGACUUUGAAAACAUCGCGAGGCAGGUGCUGCCCGAGAAGGCAUGGGCGUAUUACUCUUCUGCGGCCGACGACGAGAUCACACACCGGGAGAACCACGCUGCGUAUCACAGGAUAUGGUUCAGGCCGCGGAUCAUGCGGAACGUGACGAACGUCGACUGGUCGACUACGAUCCUGGGGCACAAGAGCAGCAUGCCAGUGUAUAUCUCAGCCACGGCACUGGGCAAACUCGGCCAUCCAGACGGCGAGCUGAAUCUGACCAAGGCGGCGGCCAAGCACGGUGUCAUCCAAAUGAUUCCGACCCUGGCUUCGUGCUCGUUCGAUGAACUCGUCGAUGGCGCCCAACCUGGGCAGGUCCAGUUCUUCCAACUCUACGUGAACAAGGACCGCGAGAUCACGCGGAAACUGGUGCAGCACGCCGAAGCCAGAGGAAUCAAGGGUCUUUUCAUUACCGUCGACGCACCGCAGCUGGGCCGCCGGGAGAAGGACAUGCGCAUGAAAUUCGAAGCAGAAGAUCCGUCUGUUGUAUCGGAAACGAGCGCGGGCGGAGUGGACCGCUCUCAAGGUGCCGCUCGGGCAAUCAGCAGUUUCAUCGACACGGCUCUCCAAUGGGACGACCUCAAAUGGUUCAAGAGCAUCACCAAAAUGCCUCUCAUCCUGAAAGGCGUGCAAUGCUGGGAAGACGCGCUGAUCGCGUACGACCACGGUGUCGCCGGCGUCGUUCUGUCCAACCACGGAGGCCGGCAGCUCGAGUUCGCGCGCUCCGGCAUCGAGGUCCUCGCCGAAGUCGUCACGAACCUCAAAGAGAAGCGGGGGCUCGAGUUCCCGAACGAGAAGUUCCAGCUGUUCGUUGACGGCGGCGUGAGGCGCGCGACGGAUGUCCUGAAGGCUAUCGCGCUGGGUGCAACUGCCGUUGGUGUCGGACGGCCGUUCUUGUAUUCAUACUCGGCGUACGGCGUGGAUGGAGUCGACAAGGCGUUGCAGAUCCUCCACGAUGAGUUCGAGAUGAAUAUGCGUCUGCUGGGAGCCCAGUCGAUCAAGGACAUCGUCCCAGCGAUGGUCGACGCCAGCAAUCUCACUUCGCACAUCGUCGCUGUUCCCGGUGAUAGUUUGUAUAAUAAUAACUACGAGGGAAUGGUUUACGCGAAACUGAAGACGAAGUUGUAAGUGCUCGACUACAGUACCAUCUUCUAGCAUAGAUUCUGUGGAAUUGUGAACGCUUCUGGUUCGCUCAGAUACAGGCAGUGUGAGAGGCGGAUAGUUUACACGUGAUUAGUAGAAUAGCUGAGCUCAUACGGCGAUGGUUUUCACGCUCACGGGGGCUAGUGCGAAUGAUCCACUUGAACAACUCGCGAAACCUCAUCCCAUUGUCCGGAUUCCAACGGUUUCGUGUAAUGGUUGGUAAGCACUGCCGGCGCUGUACAUCGCAACCGAAGAUCAAGCCCAAAGCAUGUCCUGUCUGCUGCGUUGCAGAUUGCUGCGCUCUUGGAUUCAUAUACACUCAGUACGCAUCCGACCGGAUCCCUUGAUUUCCCGUAG
Messenger RNA from Mycena citricolor, 1989 nucleotides. The record is from the annotation of a GenBank genome assembly. Lineage: Eukaryota; Fungi; Basidiomycota; Agaricomycetes; Agaricales; Mycenaceae.